AUGCCUUCUGCUCAACCUUCUACCCCACCUCCCUCCAUUCGAGGUGGACAUGAGAAAGCUCGACCACGUUCCACUCAGCCCUUCACGUAUUCAGGUUCUCUCGACUCGUAUGAGCACAAUGACUCUACUCCUUCCAUUGGCAGAGAGAUUCCAGGCCUUCAAAUUAAGAAAAUCUUGGCCUCUCCCGACGCGGACACAUUGAUUCGAGAUCUGGCAAUCACUGUCUCCGAGCGCGGUGUGGGUUUUCUGAGAGACCAAGACGUCACCACCCAAGAGCUUAUCAGUCUUGGUCAGAAAUUAUCAACACUUACUGGCAGCCCCGAGUCAUCAGGACUUCACAUCCAUCCCAUCACUGAAGCAGGCAGCGAGCUUGGCGAUCAGAUCAGUGUCAUCAGUAGCGUGAAAAAGCAGAAGGGUGAAGCUCCUGUGAACCCGCUCACAGAGCCAAGCAAGUUUGCUAGCAACGGUUGGCACGCGGACAUCACGUUUGAGCCUGUUCCAUCUGACUAUACUAUGUUGAAGAUCCACACAUUGCCUCCCACUGGCGGAGAUACUUUGUGGGCUUCCGGAUACGAAAUCUAUGAUCGACUUUCUCCAGCCACUGCUGCUUACCUUGAAGGAUUGACAGCAAUCCACGACGCAAACUUCUUCAAUGGAAUCGCAGAGCGUCUGGGCCAUCCUCUCCGUGAAGGAGUUCGAGGUUCGGAGCUGAACCAGGGCAAGAAUCUUCAGACCGUCCACCCUGUCAUUCGUACCAAUCCAUUCACCAAGCGCAUUGUUGAACUGACAAAGGACGAAUCAGAUGUGAUCCUAAAGUAUCUCUUCGAUCUCGUAUCCCAAAACCACGAAAACCAAGUACGGUUCAAGUGGCGCAAGAAUGAUGUUGCAAUCUGGGACAAUCGAUCGAACUGGCACGCGGCGACUUUUGAUUACAACGAGGUACGGAUUGGAGAUAGAGUUGUUUCGUUGGGAGAAGCGCCGUACUACGAUCCAGCUUCCACAUCAAGAAAGGCUGCCUUGGCAAAAAGGGAGUUGCCAGUCAGCAGUGCAGCAUGA
Messenger RNA from Mollisia scopiformis, 1056 nucleotides. RefSeq names its product tfdA family taurine dioxygenase. Gene Ontology annotation, cellular component: cytoplasm. Lineage: Eukaryota; Fungi; Ascomycota; Leotiomycetes; Helotiales; Mollisiaceae. The record is from RefSeq and is a predicted model, not a curated record. Gene Ontology annotation, molecular function: 2-oxoglutarate-dependent dioxygenase activity. The transcript is spliced from 7 exons. Bases 1 to 1056 code for a protein of 351 amino acids.